Eptesicus fuscus (big brown bat) is the source of this 274-nucleotide messenger RNA. RefSeq names its product mitochondrial import receptor subunit TOM6 homolog. Lineage: Eukaryota; Metazoa; Chordata; Mammalia; Chiroptera; Vespertilionidae. The record is from RefSeq and is a predicted model, not a curated record. Gene Ontology annotation, cellular component: mitochondrial outer membrane translocase complex; mitochondrion. The coding region runs from base 1 to 225 and encodes 74 amino acids. The transcript has a single exon.
AUGGCUUCCAGCGGGGUCGGUGUGAAUGCUGGCAGCUCAGCAAAUGAAGCUCCAGAAAUUCCAGACAACUUUGGAGAAUGGCUUCAGGGCAUCUACCGCUUCGCCACCGAUAGGAAUGAUUUCUGGAGGAACUUGAUCCUCAAUUUGGGACUUUUCGCUGCAGGAGUUUGGCUGGCCAGGAAUUUGAGUGACAUUGACUUAAUGGCACCUCAGCCAGGGGUGUAGCCAAAUAGACACAUGGAACCGAGAUGUACUUGAACCUUCCAAACACAGA